UUUCUUUUCUCUAUCUCCAGAUUCAUUUGAUUUAUGUGAUUAUGUCAGGAAAGACGUAGGACCCUUUCCAUUUUUUUGCCUAUAAAUAUACAUACUUAUACCCCUUCAGUUCAGAAUCAGAGAGAGAAAAGAACAAACCCAAGAUUUUAGUUUUAGUAUUUGAAUCUUUAGAUCAAAAGAAUGGCAGAGGAAGUAGUAUUGCUGGAUUUCUGGCCAAGUCCGUUUGGGAUGAGAUCCAGGAUUGCUUUGGCUGAGAAAGGGAUUAAGUACGAACACAAGGAAGAAGACUUGAGGAACAAGAGUGCUUUACUGCUGCAGAUGAACCCUGUUCAUAAGAAAAUCCCUGUUCUUAUCCAUAACGGUAAACCUGUUUGUGAGUCGCUCAUUCAGGUUCAGUACAUCGACGAGGUAUGGCAUGACAAAGCUCCUUUGCUCCCUUCUGACCCUUACCAAAAAGCUACUGCUAGAUUCUGGGCUGAUUAUGUUGACAAGAAGAUACGUUCUUUUUCUUUUUCUUUUUUUAUAUAUGAACUGGGGGGCAGAGUAUGGAAGACAAAGGGAGAAGAGCAAGCAACAGCAAAGAAAGAAUUGAUAGAAACCCUGAAGCUGUUGGAAAAGGAGCUUGGGGACAAGCCUUACUUUGGAGGGGAAAGUCUUGGAUAUGUGGAUGUUGCAUUCAUUCCGUUUUAUAGCUGGUUUUAUGCUUUGGAGAAGUGUGGGAACUUCAGCAUUGAAGCAGAGUGUCCCAAACUGAUAGCAUGGGCUAAAAGGUGCAUGCAAAAGGAGAGUGUAGCCAAGUCCCUUCCUGACCAACAAAAAGUCUAUGAUUUUAUCCUGGAGAUGAAGAAACAUUUUGGAAAUGAGUAAUUCCAGCCUUUGUUUAUGAUUUUAAAUAAAAUGGGGACAUUUAUGUUGUGCCUGCCCUGUUCUCAGUUCUUCUAUUUUUCCUAUUUCAAUCGAUCAGAUGGUUUGGGAUUUUUAAAUUAAAAGUAAUCAGUCCUAUA
This is a messenger RNA of Gossypium raimondii (Peruvian cotton), 1004 nucleotides long. Its product is annotated as probable glutathione S-transferase. The transcript is spliced from 2 exons. The record is from RefSeq and is a predicted model, not a curated record. Bases 181 to 867 code for a protein of 228 amino acids. NCBI's taxonomy places the organism in Eukaryota, Viridiplantae, Streptophyta, Magnoliopsida, Malvales, Malvaceae. Gene Ontology annotation, biological process: glutathione metabolic process. Gene Ontology annotation, molecular function: glutathione transferase activity. Gene Ontology annotation, cellular component: cytoplasm.